AGUAGAAACAACUACCGAGGUUUGGGGGUAAACGUAUGUGGCCUUUCAAACAUAAUUUAUUGUUUAUUUAUUGAAUUUGUUAAGUACAAGAGGGGCGUAAACUUAAUUGUCUGUACAGUAAUUCCAGUGAGUUUGUUCAUUGACAUUACAAAACCGAACUUCGUACUUUCUUCUUCAGGAGGCCCAAAGUUUGAAACUUGGUGUGGAGACUGACUGUCUUUGCAAUGUUUUAUUUUGUUUUUGAGAUUGAUAAUGGAAUUUAAAGUGGGAAGUUUGGCUAGCCUUAUCUCAGGAUCAAAAUCACCAGCUGCUGCAAAAAAAUCAAAACUUUUCCAAAAUGUCAGUGAAGGGAAAAUCAACAUAAAAUUUCAAGCCAUGCAUAACUCUGAGAAGGAAAGAGGCAAAAUAAAAGCUACUGAUGAGUUUUCAGGAUCAUAUGUACUCUCAAAUGCUUACAGAAACAAAACUAAGGCUGAUACUGUGGAGCCUGAAAGCGUAAAAUCAAGCGCUUCGUAUGCUGUGAAACGCACUGAGAAGAAAAUGAGAAGAAAAAUUACAUUACAAAAUGAAGACGUCAAAGAGAAUCGCGUUGCUCGAUCCAUAUUUGUCGGCAACGUGCCACACUCUGUGACCAUGAAGAAGCUUAAGAGACUGUUUAAGAAAUAUGGUACGGUGGAAUCUGUGAGGCUUCGUUGUCCUCCGUUGGCAGAUCCGAGGGUCCCCAAAAAGGUGGCAGUAAUUAAGAGAGACUUCCAUCCUGAUAGGAAUAGUAUUCAUGCUUUUGUUACCUUUCAUGAUUCAGAAUCUGCUCAGAAAGCUCUUGUGGCAAAUGGGACAAUUUUUGAAGAACAUCACAUCAGAGUGGACAUGGCUUCAGGAAAAACAGAUUAUGACCAGAAAAAAGCAGUGUUUCUUGGAAAUGUACCAUUCGCUGCUGAAGAUGAUGAUUUAUGGAAAAUCUUCGAGUCCUGUGGCAAAAUUUCUAGCAUCCGAUUGGUACGAGACAGAACGACUGGUGUGGGAAAAGGAUUUGCUUACAUCAAUUUUGAGAGUGCUGAUUCUGUGGAACUUGCACUAAAACUUGAUGGUGAAGAGUUAAAUAAAAGAAAACUUCGUGUGCAGCGAUGCGUUAAGAAACCAAAAGGAAAACCUCAUAGCGGAACGGAAAACAGAAACCGAGAAUUGAAAAAGUCAUUCCCAAAAACGGAACGCAAUGAAGAAACAAACAUAGCAGAAGAACAUGAAAAUAAGGGGAAUGUGUGUAAUAUUUUUGAUUCUGAUAAAAAGCCAGAGAUAAAACAUACAGAGCCUAGUAAAGAGUUUUCUCAGUUCCAAGGACAGAAAAUCACAGGAAAUAAAAAGCUGAAAAAGAAAAAGAACAAAAGUGAACUGAAAAAGAAGGCUCUGAUCAUUAAGCUGGCUCCAAAAUCAAAGGUUGCGCUUAAGAAAGUGAAGAAACCUGCUUUAAAAAUAAAGUCUUUAGCAAAGAUGAUUAAGUUAAAGCUUUCAAGAAAAUAAAAAUUGUGCAGUAGUUGGUGAGUUAUGCGAUUCCGUAUAACGAAGCUCUGCAAACCAGUUUGUAGAAAAUGAAAGCAGAGACAUCUGAGUUUUGGAUCUGUCACACACAUACACAAUCAUGUGUAUGUGCGUGUGUGUGUAUACAUAUAUACACAUAACUUAUACUGCUAUGAUAAUUUGGAAUCAGUAAGUUGAUUUCUGCCAUAGUAAAAGCCUGUUAUUAUAACCGAGGCUGUACAACUUUGUGCAUCAACAUCAUUGAAGUCAAAUUUCAUAAUGUUGCUCUUCUGAAUGAACUUUUAUAAUAUAAAGUUACCUACUCAUCACCCUGGUGAUGGAGACAGCAAGCACCUGUGAAAUAUCAGUAUACUUCGACCAGACUACACAGUGCAACAUUAUAGAAGACGGCCAUCUUUUUUCCUUGAUUACUGAGCCUAACAUUAUUAGAUGAGUUUGUUACUUUGUAAGAUAAUGUCAUGACUGCUAAAAAUGUAUAUGAAAUAAUGUUCCUCAUUAUGUACCACUAAACUAACCAAUUCAUCUUUCAUGAAUUUGUAUUUUUCCAUUACUUAUUUUCUUUCUGCAUCAAAUUGUCAUUAUUGUCUUAGGUUAGAGAUUUACAACUUUCUGUCAUCAGAAGACUGGUCACCUGCAGGCCACAUUAAGUCAUUUUAUCGGGUUAUUUAAUAAUAUUGUAUCCAUAAGUAAAGUAAAUAUAGUGUUAGUAGAGGACUUAUCAAAUCACAGUUUGAUUUUUAGAAACAGCGUCAGAAUCAGUUAUGUAAAAAAGAGUGAAUGUUUUUAUUGUAAUCAAGUACAUAACAGUUUUUAUCAAAGUGCAUUUUAAUUGAAUGUAAAUUAAAAAUGUAUAAGUAAACAAAAAAUAUAAUAAACCCAUCAUUUUUAUUAGUGAUA
Messenger RNA from Zootermopsis nevadensis, 2433 nucleotides. RefSeq names its product RNA-binding protein 34. Gene Ontology annotation, molecular function: RNA binding. The record is from RefSeq and is a predicted model, not a curated record. NCBI's taxonomy places the organism in Eukaryota, Metazoa, Arthropoda, Insecta, Blattodea, Termopsidae.